UGUCGGGGAGCAGUCGUGUCCAGAACAGGAGGAUUAGAUUCAGCACAGGUGCAACCAGAAACGACCAGCUCGGAACGGGGACACUCUGAUUGUCCAUCUCGCUCAAACAAUGUCGUCAGAAAACCUGGACUCGGACACUCAGGUGGACUACGAGGACGAGAAACAGGACUCCCAGGAGAAGAAUGCAAACCCUGUGAAGGCAGAGGAGGCCAAGCUGAAGGCGAAGUACCCCGGCCUGGGCCAGAAGCCCGGCGGCUCAGACUUCCUGAUGAAGAGACUACAGAAAGGGCAAAAGUACUUUGACUCCGGCGACUACAACAUGGCCAAGGCCAAGAUGAAGAAGCUUCCCGUGGCGGGGCCCGACAAGAACCUGGUGACCGGCGACCACAUUCCCACGCCGCAGGACCUGCCCCAGCGGAAGUCCUCCUUGGUGACGAGCAAGCUAGCCGGCUAGCCUCCAUCAUCCUAGAAGCACCCCUCACCACCAUCCCCCCUGGGGCUCCCGUCAAAUCUCCCUCCUCCUCCUCCUCCUCCUCACCCGUCUCCCUCCCUAUGUCCAUCCCCCUCUCUUCCCCUUUUUUCAUCCCCAGGCACCACUGGCUUUAACAUGUCGGGCAGAGUUGUAUGAGUUGAAACUCCAUUUGCUUGUAUGUGGGUGGGGCGGGGUGGGGGGGUCGGAGGUUUUUGGGCGUCCCCCGUGAGGUCGCAGCCUUCUCUGCCCCCCCGCCGCGCACAGCUCUGCCCCCUCCGCCGCACACUCUGCUCCACCGCCUCCCUUAUGUCUUGGUUUUUUCGGUGAUCCAAGAUGCAUCACAGUAGGUGUGUCAUCAGGCAGGGGGUUGGACGGGGUGAGUUCAUGCACUUUGUAGUCUGUAUAGUAUGCUUUUUGUUCUUUUUGGGGGUUUUUUGCAUCCUAAAUGACACCAAAAUAAUGUGCGCGAGGGAGUUAGGAACCAUGAUCGCAGCGCGUUGGUUGACCUUUACGUUGCCCAUCCGUGCUGGUGGCUCGGCUUUAGCGGGAGGGGUUUGCAAGAUGUAUGUCAAUAACCAAACUUGUGAGGGAGGGCUGCAUAGCUUCAGAGCUCUUUAGCGUUCACUGACACCAUAUUGGGGAAAUGGGCGAAAUGAACGGAGGCUCGCUUUCAUCUCAUCCCGUUCGAGGUCGUCCGAUGCAGCUCGGCCAAAAGGGGAUUUAAAGCACCGACCUUUUUAUUCUUUCUCUCUGCUCAUGUUGCUUUAAAUACCUGACUCCCUUUUGCUCCUGUUCUCUCUGGAUAUGCUGCAUGAUUGUAACAAAAAAAAGGAAAUUGAACAUGUUUUUUUUUUAGUGUUUGUUUUAAACGGGAGUGGGGUAUCUGCUUAGUGGUAGGAAGUAUCAAAACAAACACACGGAGCCCUGAAACGUCCACAGUCACACUUCCUCCCUCCCUUUUCCUUUUUGCUGACCCGACAAUCCACGUGCACACGCUCCUGAUAGCGGCCGAGUGCAAGAGCCAGCUGAGUAUGUCCUCGUAUUAUUUUUAACGGCUGGACACCUUGCCAACAGUUUGGUUUACCGUUGAGUUGCAUCAAGACGUGUGUUUACUAUGAGCCUAAAAUAUUUGUGGGGUUUUGGAAGCAUCCAGCAUAGAGUGUGUGUGUGUGUGUAUAUAUAUAUACACACACACACACACACACACACACACACACACACACACACACAUGCUUCUGUAAAUAUAAACAAGCAUGUAAUUCGUGUUAAGCUUCAGACGUCUUACUUUCUUGGCGUCUUUGAAAACACCACUGAAGGUUAGACAGUGUGACACGCUAAAACAGGUGUUUUGACUAGACCGCUAUAUUUGAUCACAAGAAGUCCCUGUGGAAAGACAAGAAAUAGUCAUAGCAUCCACAUGUUCUGUGAAAAGUGUUUUCCAGACCGACCGAAAAAAAUUAUUCUUAUUCAAGCUGCUUGUUUAAAAACAAAAAAAAUAAGGAUGUUGUUUGCUCAUCUUUUUGUGUUGGAGAUGGUUUAUCUCCAUGUUUUUAACACUUUUCAGAAUACACCGUAUAUCACAGUCAGACGUAGCGGUUCCCUUCACAUUCACAAACACUAACUUUAGUAGAAUACUACUACUACUACUACUGCUUCACUUAGCUGGAGUGAAUAAAAACUGCUUCUACCACCAGCGCCCCGUAGAACAAAAGUGUUUUCCUCCCUAAAAACCGACACAUUUCACAGACUGGUCCUUUGAUCUCAGGGGUGUCACCUGGUACCAACAGGUGUCAGCCCGGCUCGGUGGGCUUAAAGUGGGUCACUGCAUGCCUGCAGGAAAGCACUCGCUUCCAACACUUGGCAAAAGCAGAGAGAGAUUUUAUAACACAGGGUUAAGCGGGGGAGGGGGUGCAAAGUUUGAGCGCAUGCUUUGCACCCUCAUCCCACCUGUUCAUGUGGUUCAAACCUCUGAAAGAGGGCGAACGAUUGCGUUUGGCAAAUCCGCGAGACCUUUGAAUGCGCGUCGUCCACACACGGACGCCGGCGCUCUCUGAGGAUCAGCCUCCUUGUAUAAUACUGCUUCAGGGAACCUUCACAAACGCACACUCUGCACCAUGUAGGCUAGGUGACGGGGUGCGCGCGCCAUCGCGUUCUCAACCUCACUUCUUUCUUUUCAUUUUUUUUUUUCAUUGAGACCUAAAAACGUGUCAAAUUUUUGCAGUGGGAGAAAGAGAACGGACCUGUACGUACGUGCUUGUUACGGCGUUGUAUGAUUGCACUGCUUUUUCUCUGUUCCAGCCAUUUUGUAAAUAGACUUCAACAGGAAGGGAUUAUUUUUCUUUUUUUUUGUGUGUUGUUUCCCACCUGCUUUUCACUCAUGAUUCAAUGGUUCCUCUCUCCUUUCAGUUUAACACUACUUCUGCUCUAUCUCGGUGAAUUGCAGAGGCUAUGUGAAUCUGUAUCAUAUGAAAAUAUGUGUAAAUGCUGCUGAUUCAGUCAAAGACAAAUCUAAGCGAUGAUAACCUGUAAAGAACACCUGUCCUCUUGGUUCUCCCAGUCCGACUCCCUGAGUGUCUCUGUUUCAGGGUCCUAUAGCUCUUGUGGCAAAGUUAAAUUCAGUUAAGACUAAAUCCAAACAAAACUACAAACAUUUAAAGGUGCAUUGUUGAAUUGGAUCCAACCUUUGGAUCUGGAAAGAGCCAGAAAAGUCUGGAACACUUUGUGGGACUUUGAUUGACAGAAACAGAUCAUCUAGCAUCAUAUUGUGUUCAGUUUUAUCCUUUUAUCAAGUAAAGAUUGCUAAAAGAAAAAUGGAUGAAUAAGCGAAAAGAAAACGACAGGACAGGAGUUCUUGAAUGCUACUUGAUGUUUGGCUUUGCACAGAGCGGUCUGACGACAGGGUAUGUUUCAAAACCCCAACUCACAGGGUGUCUCUCGUUCAGCUGAAUAAACAUGUGCCAGAAUGUAUAAAGAAACGACAGGCUGUGUGCUCUGAAGUACAUUGUGCUGCUUUUACCUUAUCCGUUGUUUAUCUUGUUGUUUCUGCGAGUAAUGUUUUUUUUCUUUCUUGUGUUCUCUUAAUGCAUUAUUAGUAUAUUUCAUCCUGGCCCAAGAUAACUGCAGGGAAAUCAGAGGCACCCCUUGCUUCCAAGAAAAAGAGAACAUAAGGGUUUACAUGUUUAAAACAAGAGGAUGACUGGAGAACACAGGAAUGAUUUUAAGACUUCAGAAAGUACAAAAGUACUCGGAAUGUUUCAGUUGUGUGGGAGUAGGUGAGAGGAUUUUUGUCAGUAUUUGAAAUAAACUUUUACAUUA
Messenger RNA from Anoplopoma fimbria (sablefish), 3787 nucleotides. RefSeq names its product endosulfine alpha b (gene ensab). The record is from RefSeq and is a predicted model, not a curated record. Gene Ontology annotation, molecular function: protein phosphatase inhibitor activity. Lineage: Eukaryota; Metazoa; Chordata; Actinopteri; Perciformes; Anoplopomatidae. The transcript is spliced from 3 exons. Gene Ontology annotation, cellular component: cytoplasm. The coding region runs from base 110 to 454 and encodes 114 amino acids.